AUGAAAGUCCCACUGUCAGUUGCUGAGAGAUCUACUGGAUCCGCAAAGAGCAAGAACGAAACAAUUGAUAGCCUUUUACAAGAUAAUGAUCAGGUCGAACUGUUUGGCAGUGUUCUAUGGUCUCAAUGUUUUCAAAUCGUAACAAAAGAUUCUUCAAAUUCAUCUGAAAGUAUGGACAUUUCAUCAAGGCAAUGGUACGAGAAGUCGCGAAUGUUGUAUCUUCUCAUAACAAGAUCCAGCGAGUAUCUGAGAAAUCUGCAACUGAUUUUUGGCACGGAAUCAUUAACGCAAGGGCAAAGUGCUAUUGGAGCUGAACUUACACAAAAGGUGUAUAAUGCGUUUGUUCAGGCUUCAGCAAGAUUUAAACAGCAACAUGUCCCACAUAUGGUUCCAAUAGAUGUAAGAAAUAUGCCAUCAGAAGGUCUUGCAAAAAUUCGUCAUGUUGGUGCUUGGGCCAUCAAGAAAGUUCUUUCAAAUCAAAGAAAGUAUGUCAAAGACAACUUGGGCACCGUAGUGCCAAGUACACUUAAGUCUGUCAAUGAUCGUUUAGAAAUGUGCUGUCUGAUAGAGGACAAUUUAAUUGCUGAUUACGCGAAACUAAAGGAAACAACGUCUUAUUCUGAAACAUUAGAAGUAACUGAAGAUAGGCAGUAUAGAAAUCGCGGAUUGUCCCAUAUCAAAGACCAAGUAUAUGAGUUUAUCAUAGAACUCGAGGUUUCGAGAGUUCGGAACAUCAACGAUACCAAAUUGAAAGAACUGAAAGCGAACCUCGUCGAUCAAGCAAUUACAACGCUGUCUGACCGUGAAGAAUUGCAAGAGAAGUGGAUGUCAUGUUUUUCAUUGAAAACAAUUGAUGAAAAAAAGGUAGGUAUCUAAAUUUUAUCAAAUUUUAAUUGGCGCAUUACAAAAGAGCUAAUGCUGCAAAAUCUAACCCUAAAAAUGCAGGAAAUUGCAUUUGCGGGACUCCAGAUUUCAAUAUAAGAAAUAUUGACCAGACUUACAUAUAAGAAAUUCUAUAUCGCCCCUAUAUAGAAGUAAAAUAGUAAAUAAAGAGAACAUGCCCCCAAAUCCCCAAUAUUUCGUGAAAGGUUGUGGUCCUUUUGUCUCCUGUGGCGUUAUAUCAAUGUCUUAUUUAUUUUGGUACAUAAAACUUUGCCAUGUAUCGGCGUUUCAAAAUAUGUAUUGAAAAGGCAAAAGCAUAUUAGAGAAUAAUAUAUCAAUAGUAAUUAGUAUCAUAUGUAUUUUCAUUGUAUUUUUUAAGAGUAUCAUCAAGAUUAUGAUGAUGGUGAUAGAGAAAUAUGUUCGAAUGGGUGCUGGCCAGUACUUCAAAGAUUUCGUCAGAGCGCACAGGUAAUAAUACAAAUAGGUAUAUAUUUAUAGUAUAAUUUCAGUAUUAAAAAAUGAGCAUUCUGAUUGGCUCCCUCAUGCAGUAGUAAAUCUGAGGCAAUAGUUACUGCUUCAUACCGCUAUAAGCAGUAAUUAUUGCUUUUAAAAAAAAUGGAUGAAAAUUAGACGGAAGUAGGCCUAACUUAUUUGUGCAAACAUGCAUAAUAAUAAAAUAAACGCGUGUAUAAUAGGUGUAUUUAUAAAUUUGUGAUUAUUAACAUUUUUCAAUACUGGAAUUAUAUUUAAACAAUUAGUCGCCUCAGGCUCGAUGAUUACAAGCUUAUUUCACUUCUCCUUCGGCUCAGUCAAUAUAUAGGUUUGUAAUCAUCUCGCAUUCGGUGACAACGAUAUAUGCAUGAUUUGUUCGCAUGGGUAUCAUUGUACUCUCAUCUACUAGCCUUCGCUCUUAAAAGUGUUUUAGAGUGUAUAAUUUUUCAUUUAUGCUCAAAAAGAAUAGAGAAAACGUCAGAACACAGAAAAAAGGUGCUGCAGAAGAAAAAUGCUUUGGAAGAGAAGAAGGCAUCUAUCCCCUUUUCACAGAUAAAGGAAGAUGAUAGUCCUGAAAAGAUAAGGUCACACCAACAGCUCCAAGAUUUUGUACGAAAAUAUGAUGAACCCGCGUUUGUUAAAGCCUAUAACAAGAAAGAAUUGCUAGUGUUGUGCCGUGCUUAUGGUGUUGGCUCAAUUAAUUCGAAAACAACGAAGGUGAACAUGGUUAAAAAACUAAUUCCUGAGAUCCAAUCACAUGCACAAAUUCCAAAUCGAAGAUUUUUAGAUAAUAUGUAA
Messenger RNA from Paramuricea clavata, 2172 nucleotides. The record is from the annotation of a GenBank genome assembly. Lineage: Eukaryota; Metazoa; Cnidaria; Anthozoa; Malacalcyonacea; Plexauridae.